Molecule: messenger RNA, 1115 nt
Organism: Xyrauchen texanus (razorback sucker)
Lineage: Eukaryota; Metazoa; Chordata; Actinopteri; Cypriniformes; Catostomidae
Product: ergosterol biosynthetic protein 28 homolog
Exons: 5
Coding region: 176-607 (143 amino acids)
Cellular component (GO): endoplasmic reticulum; membrane
Molecular function (GO): protein-macromolecule adaptor activity
Source: RefSeq, a predicted model, not a curated record
GACGUGACGGAACAACAUCCGCGGUUUCUGAUUGCUCAACGUCCAUAUCCUGGACUGGAAUGUUGUGAUAAUCAAACAUGAUAACGUGAACGACUGAUGUUUGGACUGUCAGGAACAGAUUUCACAUUAGUUACUGUUAUAUGAUACUUAUUGAAUCACCGAAUUAAGGUGAAGAAUGAGUCGGGUUCUGAAUGUUUUGAGGAGUUGGCUGCUCAUGGUGUCUGUGAUCGCGAUGGGAAAUACAGUACAGAGCUUCAGAGAUCACAGCUUCUUAUCGGAGAAACUCUACACGGGCACACCUGAUUACGUAAACGGACUUCAGGCGAGAACGUUUGGCAUCUGGACUCUUCUGUCCUCCAUCAUCCGCUGCGCCUGUGCAAUAGACAUUCAUAACAGAACGCUUUAUCACAUCACAUUGUGGACGUUUGUUCUGGCACUUGGUCACUUCCUGACAGAAGCGUUCAUCUAUAAAACGGCUCCUCUGACCAUUGGUGUGAUGGCGCCUCUGAUUGUAGCAAGUUUCUCUAUUGUGGGCAUGUUUAUUGGGUUCCAGUGUAUCGCUGAGACGCAGGAAGUAAGUGGAGCUCGAAAGAAGAAGAGGAACUGAGCAUCCAGAGACAUUCACUUUGGGCACUGGCAAGGGUACAUGUUAUAAUCGGGCAUAAUCAGACAGCAAAACAUGAUUCUGAUUGAUCCGUUGUUUGUUAUGAGCCUGUGCUGCCAGACAUAUGAGGCCCAAACUAAUGACCAUUUUCUACUUCAAGAUAUUUAAAAAAAAAUGAUGAAAAAUUGAAAUCUGCGUAAUAUAAGACAAAUUAUAUUUUUUAGAUGAUUAUUUAGAGUUCAUGAGUUCCCAGGUUUGCUGGACACUUGUCUGCUCCAAUUCAUAAUUUUACUCCGUUAAAUUUGUGGUUUAUUUACAUAUAUUUGUUUAAUAAAGAGAGUCAUAGAUUUUAAAUGACUCAAAUUAUAAUGCAAUAUUAUGAUGCAAUAAAUAUAACAUUAGCUAUACCAUGAAUACAGUUUCUUCAUGUCCCAGGGCUUGAUUUUUAUUAAAAAUCUUUUUUUCUGUUUGUUAUAUGAAGCUCUCAUUAAAACUGAAUUGGGAACUUUUA